GCUCAUCUCUGCUGAUGAUUGAAUACAAAGCUGGGCCCAUUAAGUGAAAGUCACUCUCAGCCCUCAGGGCAUAUACCAAUUGCAUUUGGAGCGGGACAACGUCUUCCCGGCUCCCUCCAUUCUCCGUCGGACGGCCAAUGGAUGAAUGGCAAGCUCACUCCUCGAGUCUCUGUUAUCCAAAUGCACCGCGCUCUCCCACCUCAACCAAAUCCAAUCCCUUCUCAUCACCACCGGCCAAUUCAAGUUCCUCAACAUCUGCCCACCGCGAUCCAAGCUCCUCGAGCUCUACUCAUUAACCUUCAACCAUCUCAACUUCGCCAGCCGCACUUUCUCCCAAAUCCCCAAUCCUUCCACCAAUGACUGGAAUGCCAUUCUCCGGGGUCUCAUCAUCGGGCCCUCACCUUCCGACGCCUUCCUAUGGUACCGAUCCAUGCUCCGCGGUUCCUACAGAAUCGACGCCUUAACCUGCUCAUUCGUUCUCAAAGCUUGCGCUCGCGUUCUAGCUCUCUCCGACUCGCUCCAGCUCCACUCCCAUGUCGUGCGUAAAGGCUUCUCUGCCGAUGCUCUGUUGGGUACCACGUUGUUGGAUUUGUAUGCUAAAGCAGGGGACAUCGGGAGCGCACAGAAGGUGUUCGAUGAAAUGGCAAAGAGAGAUAUCGCGUCGUGGAACGCGUUAAUCUCUGGGUUGGCUCAGGGGGAGAAGCCGGAUGAGGCUUUGGGUUUGUUUAAAAGGAUUGAGAUUGAUGGGUUUAAGCCGAACGAGAUCACUGUCCUUGGCGGGCUCUCUGCCUGCUCACAGCUGGGCGCUUUUAAAGAAGGGGACAAGAUAUACGACUAUAUAAGAAGCGAGAGAUUGGAUGGGAACGUGCAGGUAUGUAACGCAGUGAUAGACAUGUAUGCUAAAUGUGGAUUUGUCGACAAGGCGUAUUCAGUUUUCCAGACAAUGAGUUGCGACAAGAGUCUUGUUACUUGGAACACCAUGAUAAUGGCUUUUGCCAUGCAUGGUGAUGGAGAUAAGGCUCUUCAGCUUUUCCACCAAAUGGGUCCCUCUGUCCGGAUGGAACCCGAUGAAGUUUCGUACCUUGCAGCUAUCUGUGCUUGUAACCAUGCCGGUGUGGUUGAUUUGUUAGGGCGAGCUGGGCGCCUCCAGCAGGCUUACUAUGUCAUCGACUCCAUGCCGAUGCUGCCUGACAUGGUUCUCUGGCAGACUUUACUCGGCGCUUGCAAAACUUACAAGAACGUGGACAUGGCUGAAAUGGUGACUAGGAAACUGGUGGAGAUGGGCUCUACUAGCGACGGCAAUUUCGUCCUGCUGUCAAACAUUUACGCUGCACAUGAGAGAUGGGCUGAUGUGGGGAGGAUUAGGGACGUGAUGAAGAGCAAGGAUGUGAGAAAAACUCCUGGAUUUAGCUACAUUGAAGAGAAGGGUGUAAUUCACAAGUUUUAUAAUGCCGAUAAGGCGCAUAAGCACUGUAAGCAGAUCCAUGGCAAGUUGGAAGAAAUCAGGUUCAAGAUGAAGGAGUUUGGAUAUGCAGCUGAGACGAGCUUUGUGUUGCAUGAUAUAGGAGAUGAAGAGAAGGAGAAUGCGUUGUAUCAGCACAGUGAGAAGCUUGCUGUAGCAUUUGGGUUGAUAUGUGCAGAGGAUGAAGCGAGACCAAUUCAAGUGAUCAAGAAUCUGAGGAUUUGUGGGGAUUGUCACGUUGUGAUUAAACUCAUAUCGAAGAUGUACAAUAGGGAGAUUAUUGUUAGGGAUAGGGUUAGGUUUCAUCGGUUUAAAGAUGGUACUUGUUCAUGUAGGGAUUACUGGUGACACUAAUUCGCUCUAUUUAUGUACUACUGUACUAGCAGU
Molecule: messenger RNA, 1849 nt
Organism: Linum tenue
Lineage: Eukaryota; Viridiplantae; Streptophyta; Magnoliopsida; Malpighiales; Linaceae
Source: the annotation of a GenBank genome assembly